AUGUCCGAGUUCAUGGGUCUCAUCUCAGGCGACUACGAUGCCAAGGCCGGCGGCGAGGACGGGUUCCAGCCGGGAGGGGCCUCGCUGCACAACGUCAUGGCGGCGCAUGGCCCGGACGCUAGCACGUUCGAUAAGGCGAGCAGCGCGGAGUUGGCGCCGCAGAAGGUUGGGGCGGGAAGCAUGGCGUUCAUGUUUGAGAGCUCGCUCAUGUUGGGCGUCACGGAUUGGUCGUUGGUUAGGUGUCAGAAAGUACAGGAGGAGUAUGUGGAGCAUAGCUGGGGGAAUUUGCAGAGGAGAUUCAAGGGACUGGUGAAGGAGUAG
Parascedosporium putredinis is the source of this 321-nucleotide messenger RNA. Lineage: Eukaryota; Fungi; Ascomycota; Sordariomycetes; Microascales; Microascaceae. The record is from the annotation of a GenBank genome assembly.